This is a messenger RNA of Cyprinodon variegatus (sheepshead minnow), 6897 nucleotides long. RefSeq lists its product as uncharacterized. The coding region runs from base 224 to 6496 and encodes 2090 amino acids. Gene Ontology annotation, biological process: cell-matrix adhesion. NCBI's taxonomy places the organism in Eukaryota, Metazoa, Chordata, Actinopteri, Cyprinodontiformes, Cyprinodontidae. The record is from RefSeq and is a predicted model, not a curated record. Gene Ontology annotation, cellular component: cell surface. The transcript has 55 exons.
UAGUGUAAGCCACGUCUGAAAGCUAGUUUGGUUUUUCCCCCGUGCUGCACUGAGGAAGCCUCCUUCAUCACCAGUGACAUCGUCACAAGGCAACACACCCAUUGCAGGUACACCUGAGUCUCAGCUGUUAGUAUAGAGACGCUCCACAGCACCUGAAGGACUCCACAUACAAACAAGUGAUUUUCAACACAAAGCCCUGUGAUCCCAUGAGACUGGCUAUAUCAUGAAAACACAUUACCUAUUCCUACUGAUCUACCUCUUUGGAACCACCUUUGGAGCAUCAAGCAGAAAAGGGAAUGCAACAUGUGGGACAGAAACCUGUACUCCGGAGCCAGAUGCGACCUCUGGCUUCCUGCAGUGUGUCGGCUUGCCCUCUGGAGACACAGAAAAAGGCCACAUGCACAGACUGAAGGCAAUGCUGGAGGCCAUGAUGGAUGUCUACACCUUCAUGAAAUCCAGCAUGACUGGUGUGCCGAUCCUGAGCCUGGAAGGAGCUUUGGAUUUUAACCCUGCAGCAGAUCCUUUUCAGAAUGAAGCCCUGGUUCAGAUGUGGCUUGAAGUCAAAAUAAAACCUCUGUUGGGUUCAAUCACCAAACACUUCCUGUCAUGCCUCAGCACCAAGAAUUUCAGUUGCUCCACUUAUCAGACUGUGGUGAGAGAGAUCAGUCAACAUUAUUCAGAGAUGAACACAGUCAGACAAAAGUGGAUCUAUACGUUCUUCAUGUACCCCUUCCUCUCUGGAGACAGAGUUGCAGGUUGUGUAAACCCAGAUGAAAGCAGUGAAGAAUGGCUGAUGAAGAAUUUUGGCGCCUUCAGAUGGAUGGCUCGAAUGGAGGACUUCUCCAGCCUCAGCAUGGUCUUCAGUGGUCUGGAGGUCCUCCACCUGCUGUCUCCUGCUCAAAAGGCAGAGCUGCUCUUAAGGCCUGAGGUUGCUGGUUUAGACAAUGGCACCCUAACGCUGGUUUUUGACAGCUUGUGGAAUGGGGAUUCUGGCCCUCAAACGACUCCCAGACCUGGAAACACAUCAGUAGUGCCAUCUGGCCCUUCAUCUCAACAAAGCACCCUCAAAGAGAUUGCAGAUGGAUUCAUGAUGGUUUUUAGACCAAUUGGGAGUUUUGCUCAUGAAUUUGUGUCCUUUACACGUCAGAGAAAUGUUUCAGAGAUAAAGAGCACCACACUGACUCAGUUCCUGCUCAACUUCACUCUGGCUGAGCUGGCCGGCAUGUACAGCACCAACAACACGUACAUGGUCCCAGAGACCCCACAGUUUGAUGUGACCAAUGUGGAAGACUGGUUCCAGCAGGUGGUGCUGCCGCUGCUACGCAGGUUCCUACCAGAAGAGGGAGCCAUCAUCCCGCAGAACAUCACAAUGGCUUUUCACCAGCUGUACUACUUGAAUCAGACUGAUGUUGAGGGAAACGAAUAUGAUGAAAUCAAUGAUGUGUGCAGCGUCACCCUGGACAAGGCACCAUGUGGGCUGACUGAUGCAGUGGUGAACAUAGCCCAUGUUUUGCACUGUGCUGCUCGAAGUGAGCUGACGAUGACAGAGACAACGAUCAUGAGACUGAUAACUGAACUGGUUAAGCGUCUGAACUCCCUGGUCAAAGAGCUUUCCACAACAAACAUUGCAGAGUUGGUGUCAGACUUUAGGGAGAUAUUCAACGACACCGACCCCCACUCUCUGACACAGCAUCAUCUGGACGAUCCAGAGUUCAUCGAACUCUGGUUCCAGGUCAAACUGCUGCCUCUUCUCCCAGACGUAGACCCAGACAUCCUCUCCUGUCUGAGCACCAAGAACUUCUCCUGCCCCGUUUACCAAACACUGGUUGUAAAACUGAGUGAUUCCAUGAUGCAUAUGGAUGCUCCUGACAUGUAUAGUCACAACAUCUACAAGUAUUUCAUCUAUUCUUUCCUGCUGAAUCACAACCACUCCGAGCCACGGUGCCAAUCCCCAGCCAAUCAGAGCGCAGAAUGGGUGGAGAUAAAUUUUGGGUUCUUCUCAAGAUUUGCCUCUGUCAUGGACUUCUAUGAGCUCAACCCACAUUUCUCUGGACUGGAAGCUCUACAUGUCCUGUCUACGAAGCAGCUGGCAGAGAUGCUGCUGAUGCCUCUACCAACGCCACCAGAGAAAGAUGUUGUCAUCCAUCGUGUGUUUGACUUCCUGUUUGAGUCUCCAGAAGACAGAAAACUGACAGAGGUUCUGCACUUUAUGGUGGAGCUAGCCCAAGAGGUCAAUUCUUCCUGCAAUGUCUAUAAACUAAUUUUUGAUCGACUGGACGAAGCCAUAACAAUGCUGUCUCCAGACUUGGAAUCGGCUAUUUGGGCUAGCAUAGAACAACUGAUGAGCGUUGCACCAGAGGAAUGUGUGCCAACAGACAUCUCUUGCCCAGACACUAAGAUCAACAGUACUCACAUCUGCAAAGGCAUCAACAGCUCUCCUCUUCAGACCUACUUCAACAGCUCCCAGCAUGUUUCCUGUAACUUCACCCUGGAGGAAUAUGCUUGUGCACAGCUGGAGGACUUCACGGCUGAACAUCUGGCCUCCCUUAUGAGGUGUAAUCUUCCUGGUAAAAGCAGUAAUUCCAGGGUUCUAUGGAAGCUGCUCCUCACCAAACAUUCAAGUGUUUUGAACCGAGCACUGGACCUUCUGGCUAACAUGUCAAUGGGAAUGAUCCCAUCGGCAGAGGCGAUUUUGGAUGUGGUUGUGGAAAUCAGGUUGUCAUCGCUGACCGAUCAGGACCUGAUGAACAGCAGUGUGAUCAGGCUGUGGUUCAUGGAACGUCUGGGCAGUUUCUUGCCAUCUGCUUCAGGACGUUUCCUGCUCUGUCUGACCAGCAGGAACUUAAGCUGUGUGUCAUACCACCAACUACUACAGGUUUUUGCUAACAACUUCAAGAAGAUGCCCCUGGAGCAACAGCAGGUGAUCUUAAAGGAUUUCGUCCUUCGUUUCCUUCAAAAAUCCUACUCCGGCAAUCACUCAGAUCCAGGAUGUUUGUCCUCCUUCAACAACAGCGCACAGUGGCUAAAGGACAACUUUGGGCCGUUUUCAGAAUUGGUGUCUCUCAGAGAGCUGCUUCUUCUCAACCAGUUGUUCAAACCUCUGGAGGCUUUACAGGUCCUCUCACCCAAGCAAAGAGCUGAACUGCUGGGAAUCACUCCUCCUGAAAACACAGACGAAGUCAUCAACAUCCUCUUUGAUUACAUGACCCAAGCACCAGAGGAAAGAGGAUUUACAGAGUUCCUGUCAUUCCUAUCCCAGUUCACUGAAACGGCAAACCUUUCCUGUUCAUCCUACAUAAAACUCUUCACCAGACUGGAUGUUGCCUUGGUAACAGCUUCUCCUAACAUAGCUUCCUCCAUCACAUACACCAAGAUGGCUUUAUCCAAGCAACUUCCACAUGACUGCAUCAUCUACAGUGGAGAGUGCAAUGUAACAAUGACAAAUGAGACAGAAAUCUGUAUGGGAGUCAACAGCACAAAGCUUCAGAACUACUUAGACAGCAAGACGAUGGCGGGACAGCACUGCACCUUCUCUGUUGAGGAAUUUGCCUGUGCCUCACUGUCAGAUCUAAAAGCUGAGGACCUGGUCGCCAUGCUGAGUUGUAACAGGACCUCCAGCUCUAAUGGCUCUAAACUCGUCUGGAAGCUGUUCCUUUCUAAAGCCUCUAGGGUCCUGGAUGAGGCUCUGGAUAUGAUGGCCGACAAUAUGCUCGACCCCAACAGUCCUUCUACCUCGAUGAUCCUGGACUCCAUACAAGAGCUCCGUUUGGAUGUUGUCAACCUGUAUGCCCUUAACAAUCCCGACUUCAUCCAGACGUGGUUUGGCCGCCGCCUUCGUCCGUUCUUGCCAGCAGUUUCCAACAGCUUCCUUUCAUGCCUUUCCUCAAAAGCACUGAACUGCAGCACCUACCAGCACAUUGUAAAAAUAUUGAGUGAGAUCCAGCCACACAUGACCCAUGAAAGGCAGAUGUCUGUCUUCACUCACUUCAUAAGGGUUUUCCUGACAAGGAACAACUCUGCAGAUCCCACCUGCAGCUCCGGCACAAGCAACAGUGGAGACUGGCUGAAGAAGAACCUCGGAGGGUUUUCUGACCUCGUCUCUAUCCAGGAGCUUCAGGAGCUCUACCCCAACUUCUCACCCACGGAUGCCCUGGCAUACAUGUCUGUCGAUCAGCUGGUGGCAUUAUCCACAACACCUGGCCUGCUCACAUCUCCUGACCAGGUUACCAUGGUGAUGAGCUAUGUCCCUGACCACAAGCUCACCUCCUUCUUUGAUGGGUUCUCAACUUCCAUUGCGGGUAAUGAACACUUGAUGCCCUCUACUGUGAGGUCUGCCAUGCUGCAAGUCGUCUUCGACCGUGCAAACCUGUCCCGUCAGUCAGUGGGUGAUUCAGAGGUAUCCCAGUGGUUCCAGUAUCGACUGCCUCCUCUGGUCAUCAACCUGACCUCCUCCCAGGUCAACCCAUAUUUCCAGAUAAUGCAGGGAAGGAACUGUAGCAUCGAGCGUCAGGGGGUAAAGCUUCUUAAUUCAACGAUCCACACACUGAGCAGUGAUUCACAGAAGGAAAUCUACAACAAUAUCAUUCUGACUCUGAAAGCCUCUCCAGCUCUCCGUUGUUAUGGCAGCAACUACAACAACAGCUUCUACAGCUUCGUGGAGGACUCGUUCAUGGGGUUCCAGUUCCCCAACCUGACCAUCUUCCUGUCUCUCAUGCCUCCCGACAGAAAGCACCUGCUAUUGAACUCCAUGCCUCCUUCACAUCUGGGGAAUUUGUUGCGUCGACAAGAUGUUAUUGAAAACGAAGCGCAGCUCUGUGAUCUCUACAGCAGCUACGACAACACACCAGUGUUUUUGGAGACUGAGUCUCUGCCGGCUGAGGUCAGGCGUCCCACUCUGCCUUGUGUUUGGCCAAUGGCCCUCAGCAGCUCCAGUAGGUCAGAGGCUGACGCUUGGUUCGACAGACGUCUAGAAAACUACUUGGUAUUCCUCUCAAAGAGUCUGAUCAGUCCUGAUGUUACAUACAAUACAUCCUGUCUGGCCUUCCAGAAGUUCGUCUUGGUUCUUGAUAAAUUCAACUACACUGCAGCAGAUUUUCAGCGGCAAGACAUGUUCGACACCAUCAGGGCUUAUCUCCAAUCAGCAACAACGCCAAGAUGUUAUGAUUCCAACGACCCACAGCUGAACUCAACCGCUUGGUUUGCUGAGUACAUCGGCCCUUUCAUGCCAUUCCUCACCUUGGAGAUUCUUCAGACCUUUGGAGCGAAUGAGGCUCUGCAGGUGUUCACAGUAAACCCAGCCAACAUCGCGCUCCUCAACCAUUCAGUCUUACCACAGAACCUCACUGACUUUUACACUCAGCUGGUCUACCAGCAGGACAGUAACUUCAACCCACUUCUUCUUCCUCUAUUGUGCCGGUGUGUCGCUCCUGGUAUGGCCUUCAUCCAGCUGACUGCAGAAGAAAGUUUGAUAGUGUUGGAGAACCUCACCAUCGUGUGUCUAGAUCUGGAUCCACAGAUUUCUGCUGCUCUUUCUAGUAACUUUGGUAACAACGUCGAUUCCAACACCAUUGCCGCCCUGGGCAAUCAAAGCACCAGCAUGUCUAUAGGCCAAAUCAAGAACAUAAAUCCUCAGGAACUUAUCAAUUCCCUCAGUAUUCUAAGCAGUGUGAUAGGCUGGAGCGACGGACAGGCUAAGACAAUCGUUGCGUCGCUGUUGUUGAUGAUGAAGAUCAAUAACUCUUCAGCUCUGUUUAUGCUGGGUUCUCUUGUUACUGGGGUACCGGCCAGGGUUUUCAGCCAAAUGAACGCUUCCGAUAUUUUGGUUGCAUCCAAAAACCCCUCGCUCAUAGGACACAUGAUGUCGGCUCCAAAGGUCAUCCAGCAAGUUUUUGUCACUAAGAUUGUUUCUGCUAACAACAACAACGAGAUGAUAAUCGAGAACGUUCCAGAUGAAAUGGCCACGGAGAUCCCUCGGGUUCUGCUGCAGGGCUUUACAGUCAAAGAAACCGUCAUCACCAGACUCAACAGGAAGAAAUGGAAGCGGGAGCAGGCUGAGCUGUUUUUUGCAGUAAUCGCUCAGGAAAAUUCUACAGCUAUGCUGGGAAGUGCAAAUAAUUUGUCCUCCUCUGUCCUGCAAGGAUUCACAUGCACAAGUGUAAGAACAUUCAAAAAGGUGCAGAUCAAAAAUCUGGUCAAAGCCUGUCGGCGGAGAGGAAGAAAUAAAGUCACACUGGUGGAGUCUCAGUUGACCUGCAUGUACAACCACAUCAGUGCAGAAUCCGACAUCACCAGCUUUGACCUUUUCCCUCCUGAUGUGCUGCUGUACUAUGACUACUCUCUGGUGCCACAGGUAAGCUGCAGGGCAUACUUUGAACAGCUGGGUGAUGCUGACUUCUCAGUUUUCUCCUCGGACCUCACCUACAAACGGAUCGCCCUCUUUGACAAUGCUAGGAGCUGCCUGGUAAGGACCAAAAAAAGUCUAUAUUAUAUUGUUUAAAUAAAGAUUGCCUUUGGCAUGCCAAGUACCUAAAGUUAUGUAUGUAGUUGUGGUGGGGAAUGGCAGGUUCUUCCUGGUUCGAAUGCCUAUGGUGAAGUGGUUAAAGUCUGGCUGUGAUACAGGGGACCUGGGUUCAAAUCCACAAUAAAACUCUCAGGUUGAGUGGAGGAUAGAAGAGGACCCAAAUGCAGGGACUGAAGCUGAAAUGGUUUCUUGCAGAUUUAUUAUUCCAUAGGUAGCAACUGAAGGCAAAAAUCCCAAAAAACAAAAUACAGAAAUUCUGAAGACGUCACGGAAAACACAGGAGGAAAAAGAAAUGACAAGGAACCAGCAAACAGUGACUGAAGAGGUGUAUUUAUGGGUGACAGAAAGAAAGACCAGGCUAAACAGCAGACUGGGAG